GGACCGAGAAAACUCCCAUUCAUGGGUUUCUUGAGUAGUAGCAGCAGCAGAAAAGAAGCUAAAACAACAAGACCCAACAAAGCUUCUGCAUCAACAUCUUCAUCAUCUUCAACUUCGAGAUGGUCAAAUCUCUUAUCUUCAGCAGAAGCAGGAAUUAGCAGACUCGGUAACGACAUAAGCCAGAAGCUACAGUUUUCGAGCAGCAGCAGCAAUGAUGGUAUCAUAGAGGUUUGUCCACAGUGCGGCGCAAAAUUCUCUUCAGUUACUAGUCUUGUGGAACAUGUAGAGAAAACACAUGAGAGGAACAAGAAACAGAUUCAUGGCAAAGUCACGGUCGAUGUUUGCCCCAAAUGUAGCAGAGGAUUCCGUGAUCCAGUGGAUCUUGUGAAUCAUAUCGAAAGGGAUCACCGAGGUACAUCUAAAGCAUAGAAACAGAGGCCUUCACAAAGCCACACCCACACAUCACAGUUCUUGUGAACAAAGUAUUCAACAUUGUAUUCUUCUCUUCGUUUGACUGUGGAUUUAAACAACCAAAAAGAAAAUAAAGAGACAGAUUCUUUGAACUUCGUUUUCAA
Messenger RNA from Camelina sativa (false flax), 575 nucleotides. NCBI's taxonomy places the organism in Eukaryota, Viridiplantae, Streptophyta, Magnoliopsida, Brassicales, Brassicaceae. The record is from RefSeq and is a predicted model, not a curated record.